AUGCCAAGAUCCUUUCUCGUAAAGAAAACGACGCAAAACUCCAAUCUGAAAAAGAGGACUUUCGAUGUUGGGAAUUCCUCAGUGGAAGCAACCUCACUCAGUUCUCAAGGUUAGUCCAGGAAGCUAUUUCUUAAUGCAUAGAGUUUUCCUUUGUGGUUUUUUCGACUAUGUAUCUAUCACCCUUCAAACGAAAAACGUUGAUGCGAGUAUGAAAAAAAGAAGAAGAAAACAGAAGAAAAGAACACUGGUAAAACGAUAUAAAUGAACCUCUGGUCUCAAAAAUUUGCUCUAGAUCUACUGAUUCACGAUAUCAGUUCUCCUCCGCAAGUUUCAUGUGCGAGCUUGGAGGUAGCUCAGAGUAAGACCGCGUGGUUACAGACAGUCUUCAAACCUUUAUACUUAAGAGUUAUGAUUUUUAAGAGGAAAACUGAUACUUAAUGGUUCCCUCGGCCUUGUCUGGAAUCCAAAUUUGCUAUAAUUACGCACUUAAAGAUUUAUUUGAAAGCCAAGUGCACCACCAUGACAAGUUUUUGACGAAAGAGCGCAUUGAACGCAUGAGAAGAUCAACUGCGAGAGCGGAUUUUCUUCUGAUAAACGAAAGUUCUGAAAAAGUAAUUAAAAGCGAGCGGUUCCAUUUUAGGUAACUAAUAUUAGCGUGACAAACUACGAAUUAAUUUUGAGAAGAAAGUAUUUUAGGUUCUGUUCCACCUACGACUGUUAAUGAAAAGAGAUUAUCCUGAAAAAAAAAUUCUAUGUUUUCUUUUUAACAAAAUCCUUUUCAAUUGAUAGUUACUUAAAAUCAGAACUGUUUUCAUCGAAAGAGGAACUGUUUACUUCUAUGAUAGAUAAAGAAAUUCUCGCCACUGGCUGAUAAGGCAAUGUGCGCCAGUUAGAGAGGAGAAUCAACUCUUUGGUCUCGGUGGAGAAUAGGUUGAUAUCAAAUUAAAUGUAAGCCGAUUUUUCAGUUUAUCCAUUCGGUUAAAUAAAGUUCAUUAAAAAAUAAACCGGUUUAAAGGAUAAGCCGCCUAACGUUUCUGGUUUCAUACCAUAUCUUAAACAAUGACUAAAUUUUUAAUUUAAUUUCAAAGAAAAAUCAAAAGAUUUCCUCGAACGAUUUGAAACGGUUCCAAAGAAUAUUUUACCACUAUUCACAGAAGUGGAGGUAAAAAACUGUUUUGGUAUACAUGUACACUAAAAAGGUUAGAUAACAUAAACACACACACACACACAAAAAAAAUCAUUUUAACUCAUUUAUUUGUGCAAUAUUUUAUUACAAUUUUUUCGGGCGAAAAUCGCGCGCGCUUAGCUCAGAGGUGAAUAACCAAGGAUAUUCAGAGUUUGAGUAACCAAUCAGAGCAGAUAUUUGAUAUUUGACAUUUUUUAAAAAAUUGUUAACAUAGUUAACACUUUCACUCCCAGAUCUCAUUAGCAAUUCUCAUAACUGUCUACCUUACAAUUAUUUUGAUAGUAGUUUGGGGAAUUGAAAUCUUUCCUUAUUCUCAUCGCUUGUCUGCUUGAUAUGGUAUCGAUAUUUAAGGAGAAAUUCUGUCUUGGUCACUUAUGGAGUUAAAAGGGAUACCUCAACGACCCCUUUUACUCCAACAGUUGCAAUCACUUAUUGAAAGAAUAAACCACCAUCUGUGCUUUUUCAUUCACCAGUUAUAGAAUGAAAACCAACCAUGUCCUCAGCCUAGAUGCGAGCGUUUUCUAACUUAGUACAAACCAUGUCCUCAGCCUAGAUGCGAGCGUUUUCUAACUUCGAAGGCUCUUCGAAGAAAAAAAAUAGCAUGGAAUGCACUCUUCCAUCGAAAAUAUUUUCAGGGUUUUAUAUUUGUGUGCUUCCACAUGCAACAUGCUCCUAGAUAAAGCGCCCAGUUUUUUCUACCUAUGUUUAAUACCCUUUAACCUCUCAGAGUGACUGACAUCUAAUUUCUCCUCAACAUAUCACCUCUGAAUCAAACACUAAGGUAACGAGAACAAAGGAAAUGAUCACCAAGCAAGGAACUCUUAAUUGCUCAAAGGAAAAUUCUCCUUAUCAGCACCUUAAGAAUUUAUGGAGAUUAGUGUGGAGAAUGUUCAUGCUGAUGUUAGGCUGAAAAUAUUGGUUCAUGGAAAAUUAUUUUAGAAAUCUUUACUCCACGGUAGUCCAACAGAAGCAACUUACAUUUUCCUAUUCUUUAUCUGUACAGAAGAAGCAUUCAUCGAAAAGCUGCCGCAUGCUGAAGUAAAAGCGACCGAGAUCGAAGACCCUCACACAGUUGACAUCCAAGGCCCUUUCCUGAAAGAGAGAGGGUUGGAAUUGAAUCAUUUUCAAAAGUCCUCAAAUCUUGAGUUUCACCAAUCAAAGGAGAGAAUUUUCACAGCCAAUCAGAGCGCCUUCCAGUACCUCAGCGCACCCAUGAAGGUUGAGCGCGACUCUAGUGAUAUAAACUUUCACGGUGAAACCGUUGAUGACGUACAACUGUUAAAGUCAAACAGCACUUUUGUACCGUUAAGAAUAAAACAAGAAGUCAGGGAUGGUGGAGACGAUUUACAAGACAUAGAAUUGGAGAGAGAUGGCUGGGAAGGUCAUGUUACUGAAAGCAUUUCACGAGAGUUCUUUAACGAAAAAUUGGUGCGCCAUCAAUCAGAUGUGGACAACAGUGUCUCACAAUGCAACUCUGCCUUAAGUGUCAACUUCGAAGAGGAUGGAGACGGAAAGUUCGAACUGUCUUCUUUCCUUCAAUUCAGCGACCUCGGUAGAUUUGUAAAACAAGAGAAAACAUCAGCAGUUCUUCCCGAGUAUUCCACGUUCCUCCCGUCAAGUUCUGAAGAAGAUUUGAAACUGGGUCCGCAGAAUGGCGAAACUGCAAGCAAUGUAGAGACGAAUUUGCAACAAAAACCUGCCAAGACAAAUGCUUCCUCCAGCAAGAAAUACCGCUACACUUGUGAUGUAUGCGACAAAUCUUUCAGCCGCUCGAAUACGUUAACGACUCAUAAACGCAUCCACACUGGAGAUAAACCAUUUAUCUGUGAGCAGUGUGGCCGCGCCUUCAGGCAGCCGGGAAACCUGACACGUCACCGACUGACGCACACCACCGUAAAACCGUACGUGUGCGUGCAGUGCAACAAAGCCUUCAACCGUGCGUCUAACUUGCAUACACAUAUGCGCACGCAUACUAAUUACAAGCCAUUUGUGUGCGACUUCUGCGGAAAGGGAUUCCAUCAGAAAAUUGACAUGAAGAUCCAUCGCUACACUCACACGGGAGAGAAGCCCCACAAGUGCGACAAAUGUGGGCGGGGCUUCAAGCAGUUGACACAUUUGACGUACCAUCUGAGAACCCAUUCCGAGAUGCGCAUGUACCAGUGCGAGUAUUGUGGAAAGGGUUUUAACCAGAAGGGAAACUUGCAGGCUCACAUCUAUGGCCAUACCGGUGAACGGCCUUUCAAAUGCCAGAUCUGUGGGAAAGGAUUUACACUGGCUUCCACUUUGAACACGCACAAGAGAACACACGCUCCAAAGAAACCUUUCCAAUGUCAGUUUUGUAGUAAAGCAUUUUAUCAAAAGAACGCCCUAAAGACGCACUAUAUUGCAUCGCAUCCAUAUGCCAACGGAGUGAGCCUUCUUUAA
Messenger RNA from Pocillopora meandrina, 3610 nucleotides. The record is from the annotation of a GenBank genome assembly. Lineage: Eukaryota; Metazoa; Cnidaria; Anthozoa; Scleractinia; Pocilloporidae.